Messenger RNA from Daphnia pulex (common water flea), 1642 nucleotides. RefSeq lists its product as uncharacterized. The record is from RefSeq and is a predicted model, not a curated record. NCBI's taxonomy places the organism in Eukaryota, Metazoa, Arthropoda, Branchiopoda, Diplostraca, Daphniidae. The transcript is spliced from 6 exons. Gene Ontology annotation, cellular component: extrinsic component of mitochondrial inner membrane. The coding region runs from base 83 to 1477 and encodes 464 amino acids.
AACGUUAUUCGUUCUUUUUCGUGCAGUCGUGGUGGAAGAACGUCUAUUCUCUUUUUCGUUCCCUCAAAGUACAUCAGUUACAAUGACGGAAUUGUGUACUCUCGAUUUAUUGUAUUUUGACGGCGUGGAGAAUGAAGAAGGCGAAAUCAGAGCUAUUUUCAUUCCAAAUUCCUGUCAUGUUUGUAAAACCAUGCGCCAUGAUUCGGAAUCGGGUAGUGAAAUCAAAUUGCUUAGUUGUUCUGGUUGUCGUAUGAUUGCUUAUUGUGGAUUAGCCCACCAGAAAGAGCAUUGGGCUCAGCACAAGGAUUUGUGCAAAGUCGUACAACAAGUUUUACGUAAAGAGGGCCGACCAAGCUUGUUCAGUGGAGUGGAAAAGCUUAAUUUGAGCCCUGAAAGUUGGAAGGCUUUUCGUUACAAUCUAAUGGUCCGUGUGGAGAAAGCAUUGACUCGAUCCAUGCAACCGUACGAGCAGGAAAUGUUCUUGUAUCCGCGCGUAUGCAAUCAAUGUCGCAUGGAUGACGGAACUAAACUGAACGAAUGCCCCGACUGCCACUCGUUUUUUUAUUGCUGUGACCAGCACUUAUCGAUAACACAUCAAGAAUGGUGUAAAGACUUGAAACUUCUUCUCGAUCUCAAUAUCGAACAGUCGAAAAAAGGACGGAUCGAUUGCAUGUUGCCUCACCAACUGUUGGAAACUUUCGAAGAGUUCCCUGCAUCGCUCAAAGAGUUCCUUGUUUUGAGAAUGGUCGGUGCCAUGGGGGCCUUUGCCAUGGGAAGAAAUUCUCUGACAUUACUUACGGAAUUUGCAUCUUAUCCGUUGACAGUUCUCUGGGGCCUCCAGGAAGCGGCCAAACUAACAGAUGGUAUUCCACAUUUGGGAGAUCGAAAAUCUCUUGUGGUUCACAUCGUUGGGGCUGAAUUGCCUUUUGAAUGCAAUAAUUUGGCAAAGUGGGAUGUUUUCUUUCUUAAUACUCUUCCGGCUUUGAAAUCACUUUACGUAACUUUUACGGGUCCGGAAUUGACGGGUGUUCCGGCAGGUACGUGGGAUGACGACCUCCGCUGCCCGCACUGUGAACGAAACAAUAAGCAUUUCGUCUGCGACUUCCAACCGAAUACCUUUUAUCAUGACUUUGUGAAAAGUAAAAAUUACAUCCGCCCUGAUGUUGUGGUCGCGUUCAACUGCGGACUCUACCGACAGACAGGCUUCCAAGGAUCUGAUUCGUGGGCAAAAACUAUACCUUGUCUUCUGAAAGAGGGUGUACCCUUAAUUUUGACGGCGUACACGGCUGCGGAGGCUCCUUUAGAUUUAAAACGUCUACAAGAAGCCAGCCGUGAUCCUUUAGAAAUUCUUAUGCCUCCUCAAAAGAAUCCCUAUCGGAGUUCACGGCCAUGCAGGAAUUUUGUCAGCGAGGAAGAAUCCCCAAUCAUAUUCAAGAACCAGUACAUCACGGUUGUUAGGAAACAAAAUAUUAAAUAAGAAAAUGAAUUCGUGGUGUAUUCUUGAAAAAUCAGUUAUUCAGUGUGAAUUUUACAAAUGUCUUCAUAUUGGACUCCCUCGACAACUCGUCCUUUUACAGGUCCCUGCAACAAGUAAAAAUACGAAUUGUAUGACUCAUAGCUAAUAGAUUAUAUUUCAAAAGUU